Messenger RNA from Daucus carota subsp. sativus, 1864 nucleotides. Its product is annotated as protein GLUTELIN PRECURSOR ACCUMULATION 3. Bases 84 to 1556 code for a protein of 490 amino acids. The record is from RefSeq and is a predicted model, not a curated record. Gene Ontology annotation, molecular function: protein binding. Lineage: Eukaryota; Viridiplantae; Streptophyta; Magnoliopsida; Apiales; Apiaceae. The transcript has 16 exons.
UAAUUUAUAACGCAGCACGGUAGCAGACUAGCAGUAGUAUUUGUGAUAUAUGUGAGUUGUGAAUUGCAAAUUAAUUGAGCAAAAUGCAUCAUCACUGGGUUCAAGCUUCUCCUUCCGAUUUCGGUGGCACCCUUCCGCAAGCUCGAAGUGGGCACACUGCUGUGAAUGUCGGAAAAUCCAAGGUCGUUGUGUUUGGGGGCCUCGUCGAUAAGAGAUUCCUCUCCGACACCACUGUUUAUGAUAUUGAGAACAGAUUAUGGUAUCGGCCUGACUGUAGUGGCAGUGGUUUAGAUGGGCAAGUAGGGCCUAGUCCACGUGCUUUCCACAUUUCCAUAGCAAUUGAUUGCCAUAUGUUCAUUUUUGGUGGGCGAUCCAGCGGUAAGAGGCUGGGAGACUUUUGGGUUCUUGAUACUGAUAUUUGGCAAUGGUCAGAGCUUACUAGUUUUGGUGACUUGCCUUCUCCACGAGACUUUGCUGCCGCCUCAGCUAUCGGAAACAGGAAAAUUGUAAUGUAUGGUGGAUGGGAUGGUAAGAAGUGGUUGUCAGAUGUCUUCGUCUUGGACACAAUUUCACUUGAGUGGACGGAGUUGUCGGUUUCUGGAGCCCUUCCACCUCCAAGAUGCGGCCAUACAGCUACUAUGGUUGAGAAACGUUUACUUGUCUUUGGUGGUAGAGGGGGUGGAGGGCCAAUUAUGGGCGAUUUGUGGGCUUUGAAGGGGCUUAUAGAAGAAGAGAAUGAAACUCCUGGAUGGACACAACUAAAGCUUCCAGGUCAAGCUCCUUCACCCCGUUGUGGCCACACUGUUACAUCUGGAGGGCACUAUCUUUUACUAUUUGGAGGCCAUGGAACUGGUGGUUGGUUAAGUCGUUAUGAUAUUUACCACAAUGACUGUGUUGUUCUAGAUAGAGUGUCCGUGCAGUGGAAACGCCUCUCUACUAAUAAUGAACCUCCUGUUGCUCGAGCAUACCAUUCUUUGACUUGUAUCGGUUCACGGUAUCUUUUGUUUGGCGGCUUUGAUGGAAAAGCAACAUACGGGGAUUUAUGGUGGUUAGUUCCAGAAGAGGACCCUAUUGCAAAGAGAUUGUCUGCAUCCCCUCGGAAUAUCAGUGAGAGGAAGGAUGUACAUAUUGCAUAUGACCAACCUCCAGUUCAGGAAAGUCAGAUAGAUGCAUCUAGAAUUUCAGAACUUCAAAAAAGAUUUCAGAUUGAUGUUUCAUUUUCUACUACUAAAAUUUAUGUCAUCGAAGAAUCAGAAGACACGGAGUUGCUCGAAGUAGCAUCACAAGUAAUUGGUAGUGCUUCAACUACAGAACAGGCCGCUCAGGCACUACGUGAACAUUGGAGGAAGUCUACAGCAACGUCAAUAACAUUGAAGGAGAUCAGUCCAUUACUCCGUGACUACCAACGCCUUAUAACUCGCCGUUAUGUACUGAAGGAUGGAUUCAACUUACAGUCGGGGAGUGAGACACAUCGAUUCUAUCAUAUGAAAAAUAUCUCCCAGCUCCGGAUGGACGAUAUCGCCAAUCUGCUUGCAGAGUAUAAACAGAUCGGAUGAGAUUGAUUUAUAGCCAGGACUUGUGUACGAAGAUAACGAAAAUAUUCAGAAGCUACAUGAUUAAUCUAUAUCCUUUCUUAGUUGUAUGUAAUGAUAGUAAGCUUUACCCCUGACAAUUUGUAUCCUCUAGAAACUGCCUAUGAAGUUGUAUACAUGCUACUAUAAUAACAGAUACUAUGACAUGAUACUUGCUGUAUAUGUUCCUGAAGGCUUGCUUACACAGGUGCCCGUUGGUGUUAAGACUGUACAAUUCUGUAAUAUCAGUUAAGGCAAUGUUUAUUGCAAUCCUAGUAGGUCCUCACUCUUUA